Molecule: messenger RNA, 615 nt
Organism: Sclerotinia sclerotiorum 1980 UF-70
Lineage: Eukaryota; Fungi; Ascomycota; Leotiomycetes; Helotiales; Sclerotiniaceae
Exons: 4
Coding region: 1-615 (204 amino acids)
Source: RefSeq, a predicted model, not a curated record
AUGCUUCAAAGUCUUCUCCUCAGCGUUCUAGCAACAGGGCUUCUCGUUCAUGCAACUCCUGUUCCCGCACCAACGGGCGUACCAACCACCUCUACUGCUAAUACCGAACUUGCUGCUUUGACUGUUGCUGCGGCUGGACCUCAAGAUGGUUAUGCUAGAAAUUUGUUUCCUACUUGGAUAACCAUCUCCGGUAAUUGUAACACACGCGAAACAGUCAUAGAACGUGACGGUACCGACGUCGUCGUUGACGCAUCCUGUACAGCCACAUCAGGAAACUGGGUAUCUCCCUACGACGGAGCCGUCUGGACCUCGGCCUCAGACCUCGACAUCGACCAUCUCGUCCCCCUAAGCAACGCCUGGAAAGCCGGCGCCUCAGCCUGGACAACCGAUCAACGCCGAACCUUCGCUAAUGAUCUCGUCAACCCACAAUUAUUAGCUGUAACCAAUAGAGUUAAUGAGAGUAAAGGGGAUCGAGGACCCGAAGCUUGGAAGCCAAGUUUGACUUCUUACUGGUGCACAUAUGCAAAAAUGUGGAUUAAGGUUAAGUAUGUCUAUAAUCUUACAAUUACGAGUGAUGAGAAGGCGGCUUUGGUUACUAUGAUGGAUACUUGUUGA